Messenger RNA from Lolium perenne, 978 nucleotides. The record is from RefSeq and is a predicted model, not a curated record. NCBI's taxonomy places the organism in Eukaryota, Viridiplantae, Streptophyta, Magnoliopsida, Poales, Poaceae.
AUGGGUUUGCCAAGAGCAAGGUCGGAGUCGCCGCCGCGUGUGGAGAGUUCGCAGACUCAAUGCCGGCCGAUCUCGACCUCACCGCUGGGGUUGAGGAUACCCAGGCAGCCGGUACGGCUCAAGGCAUGGAAGGGCCCCCUUCCAUCUAAGCGGAUCACGCCGCCGGCGAUCUUUGGGGACUUCUUCGUCAACGCCAAGGCGGGAGCGGGACGGGCAGCUGUGGAGGUGGAGUGUGCGGGGGUAGAGUCGGAGGCGAUGGCCGGCAGCUCUCCCUCGCCGGUGCCGGAGGCGGCGGCUUCCAUUCGGCCGCGUUUCGAACCAACGAAGGCGGGAUCUCCCGAUGCUGGGCCUCAGCUGCGUUGGGCCGGUUUUGGCCGGGCUCUGAUGGGCUUGCAACGAGCGGUGCGGCGCAGGGUUCUUCACCCAGCGAUUACGUUGCAUGCGAUCACAAGUUCGAUCACGUUCCCCUCCGCUGCGGAAGCUCUCGUCGCCGCCGCCCCUCCGCUCGAGCCGCCAGGUCCUCGCCUCCCCCUUUCGUCGUCACCAUCCUCGUGGGGAGCCCCGUUCGCGCGCUCUUUCGUGGACGUGGUCUCCAGGGGAGCUUCGGCCACCACCAUGGUCGGGCCGACCCGCCCCGUGCCGCCAGAUCAACCUCAGGCUCCGUCGGCGCCGCCUCCUGUGCGGGUGGUGGUCGCGCCGGGGGCCAACUCAGGGCAGUACCAAGGACCCCCAGGGUUUCAAGGGUGGCCGGUGGGCGCCCUCAUGCCGCCGGCACCAGCAGCGCCACCACGGCCACAAGCGGGGUUUCGCCCUCCGCCGCGUAUGCUAGCCCCCCAGCCUCAGUUUAUGCCCCAACAACCGCAGUAUCCGCAGUAUCAAGGGCAGUUUUUCCAGUACCCUCAACCUUGCAGCAGCCUAUGGUGCAACAGCCGAUGUAGCAGGCGGUACAGAACCCACCAGCGCAACCUGGUCAGUUGA